Molecule: messenger RNA, 1936 nt
Organism: Paramuricea clavata
Lineage: Eukaryota; Metazoa; Cnidaria; Anthozoa; Malacalcyonacea; Plexauridae
Source: the annotation of a GenBank genome assembly
AUGCGUCGUUCGUUAAAGUACAUCGCUUUUGCGAGUGCUAGCGUGUUUUCAUGUACCCUAUUAAUGUACAAGACUCGUGGCGACAAUAAAUUGGGAACGUUAUACGCUGCGGCUGAUGGGAGGAGCGCCGAAGUCCUGAGGUAUGUAUGCCAUUUACGAUUUAGAAUUUCUCUGUUGUGGCGUUAAGUUUCUGUUACAAUAUUGUAUUACGGUACGCUUUUACGUAGUGUCUAGUGUUAUUAAUGAAUGGUAUUAGUGGUAUUACAGACUGUUACAUACGUAUUACAUGAUGUUGUGUAGUGUUACAUAUUUGUUACAUAAGGAGCGUUUCUUUUGUAAAUCUAGAUUUGGAUUUUUAGGAUUCGGAUUUUUUGGAUUCGUUAAACAAAUGGAACGAAUUGUGAGAAUCGGAAUUCGCCUGCUGUUUUCCCGCCAUUUUUUCUGUCCCACUAUACCUUUCGGUUGGGUCAAGGUACAUGCUAGAAGGCCAGAAACUCAAAAGGAACGUUGAAUCCUAAUCAAGAUUCAGAUUGAAUCCGAAAAAUCCAUAUGUUGAGGUGGAUUCAUCAGAUUCCAAUCUAUUUUAAGAUUUUGUUAAAUGAAACUGAAAAUCGAUAAUCGGAUUCGAAGAUCCAAAUCCAGAUUGUACUAAAGGAACGCACCCUAUGCAGAGUUCAAAUUUAUAACAGAAUGGAAUGUGCAAUUUGCACAUUGAUUUGGUGGAAAUUGCAAAUCACUUUUCCCGACAGAGUACAAACUAUGAAUGCAACAAAUUAAGGUCUAAUUUUGCAUUGUAUUUUGUAAUCCAACUUUGGUACGUUUUCAUGCAUUAUAUAUUACAUUUAUCCAUUUGCUUUUUUCAUACCAAUAAAGAUCAGGCCUUUAGCUGUCGAAUGCUACCUUUGUUGUAUCAUUGGGUCAUUCCAGAAAACAUCCAUACCACCCCCACAGAGGAAAUCGGAAGUUAACCCCCUACCCCCUUCGGAUGUCCUAAUACAUUUACUAUUAUCAGAAACAAUUUUUUCUCCCCUCCCCCUCCGGACGGCAGAAAUUUCCUCCGUGGGGGGAGUGUGGAUCUUUUCUGGAACGACCCAUUGCAAUCAAAAGUGGCCAAAUAUGAUCCAAUUUAAAAGUGCCAGGCGAAAUAACAUUUUCCACCAUUGGGAAUUGCAUGUAAAGUUAUUGUCCGAAUAUUGAAAUUAUUCUCAUGGAGAAAGCACUGCAACCACUGAUCUAAUAAUAGAUCUGUGACCACAACUUCGACCAGGGGCCCCUAUUUUAUGGGGUGUAAGUGAAAUUUUACAAGGUAAAGUAAUUUCACCAAGGUAUAAACAUAAAUUUUCCACAAAGGCUGUACAAAUUUUUCCUGGACAUUUUUUCCUUCUUUCCUAUACACAUGCUGUUUUAGGUAGAAGUUUGACUUUUCAGAAGUAAUUUACUCAAAUAUUUUAUUUUCAUUCCUUCCCAUCCAAUUCAUGUUUUGAUGACUGGGAUAAGGCAAUAUUGCCACCUACCUUACAAGUGGGGGGUAGUCCGCCUUCCAUACACCUCCCCUAGCAACACCCCCGACUCUCAGGCUGUGGCUCUGACUGACAAAUUACCAAAUGCCAGAACUCAUAUGCACAUCACUAUAGUACACUCUUAACUUACACAUUCAUCUUGUAUUCUAAGGUCAGGACCAGCUUUCGAAAUACAGAAUUGGAAUAAAAAUUGGGAUUUUCGUGAGCCAAACUAUGGGGCAAGGCCUAAGACUCCUGAUAAACACAGCGUCCCAAGCCUAGCUGAACAUUUUGGAGAAGUUGACGAGCAAAAGGCAGGUUUGGGUAAGCCCAGUGCAACCAGGCAUUUGCUGUUCAUACGACACGGGCAGUAUGUGAAGGCUGAAGAAGAUGAGAAGAAAGUUCUGACAUAUUUGGGAAGGUUUGUUUGUUUCUAA